Messenger RNA from Cynara cardunculus var. scolymus (artichoke), 983 nucleotides. Its product is annotated as probable 2-oxoglutarate-dependent dioxygenase AOP1. The transcript has 3 exons. The coding region runs from base 6 to 983 and encodes 325 amino acids. The record is from RefSeq and is a predicted model, not a curated record. Lineage: Eukaryota; Viridiplantae; Streptophyta; Magnoliopsida; Asterales; Asteraceae. Gene Ontology annotation, molecular function: dioxygenase activity.
GAAAAAUGGGUUCAGAAUCCCCGAUUCAACUUCCGAUUAUCGAUUUCUCCCAGCUAAAAACGCACAAUCGAGACGAUCGUUUCAUCUGGGAAUCCAUAAGAACCGAUGUUUUCAACGCUUUUCGAGACUACGGUUGCUUCGAAGCGUCUUCGUUUGUAUCUAUCGAUCUUCAAGAAUCCGUUCACGAUGCAUUGAAACAGUUGUUUGAUCUCCCGUUAGAAACCAAGCUUCGAAACACAUCAGAAAUCGCCUUCCAUGGAUACGUCCAAUCUCCUAAGGUUCCGCUCUACGAAAGCAUGGGAAUCGGAAACCCGUUCAUCUCGGAAAACGUCGCCAGUUUCACCGAUCUCAUGUGGCCUCACGGAAACGCUAAAUUUUGUGAAAGUAUCAAGACGUACUCGAGGAAGUUGCACGAAUUGGACGUGACGGUGAAGAAGAUGGUUUUCGAGAGCCUGGAUUUGGAGAAUUACUUGGACGAAGAAAUGCAAUCAACGGGUUACCUUCUUAAGAUGAUGAAAUACCGAGCACCGGAGCCAAAUGAAUCCGAUAUCGGACUCCAUACUCAUACCGACACUAAUAUAAUGACGAUUUUACAUCAGGACGAAAUCGGAGGGUUAGAGAUCCAGACGAAAGAUGAAGAAUGGAUACGAGUGGAAGUUUCGCCAAACUCUUUCGUCGUCGUGGCUGGCGAAACUUUCAACGUGUGGUUGAAUGGUCGAUUGCACGUACCGUUUCAUAGGGUAAUGAUGACGGGAAACAAAGCUAGAUACUCGCUCGGGUUUUUUUCCGUCAAGAAAUCAAGCAGUCUUGUAAAAGCGUUUAAUGAGAUGGUAGACGAAGAACAUCCGAUGCUCUUCAAGCCUUUCGACUACGGAGAGUUUCUCAAGUUCUUCUAUAAAGAGGGUGGCAUUAAAAGCAAGUUCGCUUUAAAAACCUAUUGCGGAAACGAUAUUUGUGUCUCGAAUCACAAUGAGCGAUCUUGA